Messenger RNA from Eurypyga helias (sunbittern), 559 nucleotides. Its product is annotated as double-stranded RNA-specific adenosine deaminase-like. The annotation marks the transcript as partial. Lineage: Eukaryota; Metazoa; Chordata; Aves; Eurypygiformes; Eurypygidae. The transcript is spliced from 4 exons. Gene Ontology annotation, cellular component: nucleolus; cytoplasm. Gene Ontology annotation, biological process: RNA processing; adenosine to inosine editing. The record is from RefSeq and is a predicted model, not a curated record. Gene Ontology annotation, molecular function: double-stranded RNA binding; double-stranded RNA adenosine deaminase activity; tRNA-specific adenosine deaminase activity.
GUUUCUCUACAGCGAGCUGAUGAAGUACGACCCGUCUAACCCUUCCGCAGCAGAAGAGAGCAUUUUCGAGCCUGCGGGAGGAAAGAGACUCAGAAUAAAGAGCGGUGUAACCUUCCACCUCUACAUCAGCACAGCGCCUUGCGGAGACGGGGCUCUCUUUGAUAAGUCCUGCAGCGAUCAGACGAGCGUGGUGGGACAAACCCAGCAUCAGCCUCUCUUUGAGAACCCCAAACAAGGGAAACUGCGGACCAAGGUGGAGAAUGGGGAAGGUACCAUUCCUGUGGAGUCGAGUGACAUCGUGCCCACGUGGGAUGGGAUCCAGCACGGGGAGCGGUUGCGAACCAUGUCCUGCAGCGACAAAAUCUUACGCUGGAACGUGCUCGGCUUGCAAGGGGCAUUGCUGUCACACUUCCUAGAGCCGGUUUAUCUCAGCUCUGUCACCCUCGGUUACUUGUACAGUCAGGGUCACCUGACGCGGGCGAUCUGCUGCCGCGUGGCGAGAGAUGGGAGCGCGCUGCCGGGGAAGCUCCAGGCGCCGUAUCACGUGAACCACCCCGAG